CCCUGGGAGUGUUGUCCAAAUGCUCCUGGAGCUCUGGCUGUGCUCAUUCCCUGGAAAAUUGUGUCAAUGCUUAUUCCAGCUUUUGGGGGAAGAAUUUUGCCCUAAAAUCCGACUUCUCCCUUGGCGCAGCCCCAGCCAUUCCUGGGUCCUGUCACUGUCACUGUCACAGAGAGCUGCUCCUCUGCAAUGCUGAGAAUCUCCCCACACUCUCUCCCACCUUUUCCCUCUCUGGGGGGAUGCAGAGAGCCUGGAACGAGGGGCUGCCACCCCGGGACCCCCCCCUGCUGCCCCCAGACCCACGCCCAGCAUCGGCGCUGCUCACACGUUCCCUUCUCUCCUCUCUCUUUUCCAGGAUCCCGUUCAAGAUCGGGCAGCCCAAGAAACAGAUUGUACCCAAGACAGUGGAGAGAGACUUUGAAAGGGAAUAUGGGAAGCUGCAGCAAUUGGAAGAUCAGACCAAAAAACUUCAGAAGGAUAUGAAGAAAAGCACAGAUGCAGAUUUGGCCAUGUCCAAAUCUGCUGUGAAGAUCUCCUCAGACCUGCUCUCCAACCCCCUGUGUGAGCAGGAGCCCUCGUUCCUCGAGAUGGUCACGGCCUUCGACACGGCCAUGAAGAGGAUGGACUCCUUCAACCAGGAGAAGGUGAAUCAGAUCCAAAAGACAGUGAUAGAGCCUUUGAAAAAGUUCAGCGGCGUUUUCCCCAGUUUGAACGCGGCCGUGAAGAGGAGGGAGCAGACGCUGCAGGAUUACAAACGCCUCCAGUCCAAGGUGGAAAAAUAUGAGGAAAAAGAAAAAACCGGCCCCGUCCUGGCCAAGCUGCACCAGGCCCGGGAGGAGCUGCGCCCGGUCAAGGAGGACUUUGAAGCCAAGAACAAGCAGCUCCUGGAGGAGAUGCCCAAAUUCUACAGCAGCCGCAUCGAUUACUUCAAACCCAGCUUCGAGUCGCUGGUCCGGGCACAGGUUGUCUACUACACGGAGAUGCACAAGAUUUUUGGGGACCUGACGGCGCAGAUCGACCGGCCCGGGCUGAGCGACGAGCAGCGCGAGCGGGAGAACGACGCCAAGCUCAGCGAGCUCCGGGCGCUCUCCAUCGUGGCCGACGACUGAGGCCAGCCUGGGGGUGUGGAGGGGAUGGGGAUCCCCCCCUUUCCCCCCAGCUCCCCUCCCAGGGACGGACUCGCGGCUCUGCAUCGUCCUUGUCGGUCCGCGAAUGAGUUUCGCCUUAAAUUUUGGGGGUGUGGAGGAGCAAGGAAAGGGAGCGAUCCCGUGCGGACAAAGAUGGGGAUUGGGAUGUGGGGUGCUGGGUUUUACCAGGUUCCAGACCCCUCUUUGCACCCCCAGAGCCCAGAGGGUGAGACCCCCCACUCCUUCCCCUCAUUUUGUGCCUUAGUAGCCCGGUGGUCCCCUCAGGGGAGGGUAAAAUCACUCAAAUCCCGUUUUUUGAGGUACAGGGAGGGGGUGAUGCCUCCCGUGGCGAGCGUCCAUCCCUCUUUUCCCAGGAAUGGGACAAAGAGCCCGUGCCCCAGUGCUGGGGGGUGCAGGGUGGGGACAGGGGACCCCAGACCCCAGAGCAGGGACAGCUGGGGGACAUCCCUACGGAAGCAAACCUAUGGAAAACUGGGGGCUUCAGCCCCGCCUCGGUGUGCGGGGAAGGGCCGCAGGGACUCGGUGGCUUGUCCCCAAUAAAGUUUUUGGCAGCGCAGCAUGGCCGGGGCUGCGUCGGUGCCACCGCUG
This is a messenger RNA of Lonchura striata (white-rumped munia), 1733 nucleotides long. The record is from RefSeq and is a predicted model, not a curated record. Lineage: Eukaryota; Metazoa; Chordata; Aves; Passeriformes; Estrildidae.